Phacochoerus africanus (Common warthog) is the source of this 1077-nucleotide messenger RNA. It is a transcript of the gene SKA2, whose product is annotated as spindle and kinetochore associated complex subunit 2. Lineage: Eukaryota; Metazoa; Chordata; Mammalia; Artiodactyla; Suidae. Gene Ontology annotation, biological process: chromosome segregation; cell division; mitotic cell cycle. Bases 125 to 541 code for a protein of 138 amino acids. The transcript has 5 exons. The record is from RefSeq and is a predicted model, not a curated record. Gene Ontology annotation, cellular component: spindle microtubule; outer kinetochore. Gene Ontology annotation, molecular function: microtubule binding.
UGAAGCGGCGGAACCAAUGAGUGCGAGAUGUUGAGUGACAGCUGUCCAAUAGGGACCCUCAGUGCUAGUACGGUUUACGGCUUAAGCGCCGCCGCCGUGGUCUGAGGAAUGUCAACUAUUCAACAUGGAGGCGGAGGUCGAUAAGCUUGAACUGAUGUUCCAGAAAGCUGACUCUGAUCUGGAUUACAUUCAGUACAGGCUGGAAUAUGAAAUCAAGACAAAUUAUCCUGAUUCAGCAGGCAAGAAAAAUCCAGUUACACUCUUAAAAGAAUUGUCAGCAAUAAAGUCUCGAUAUCACACUUUGCAUACACGCUUUAAACCAAUUGCUGCUGAGCAGAAAGAGACCAAGAGCCGCAUUUGUGCUACUUUCAAUAAGACUAUGACCUUGAUACGAGAACUACAAAAGCAAACGGACCUGGAGAUAACUGACUUCCUUGAGAUGUGUGCCAUUCCUCACAACCUCACGUCUGAGCUAUUACCACUGACGGAAGAAGAGAAAACUGCGGCAGAGCAAUUAAAAGCGCACAUGUCAGAUUUAUGAAGAAAUGGACUUGCAAAAGGAAACUCUAAUGGUGAAGAGAUCCCUUCCAGAAGGAUCUAGGAAGAUGUCUUGUUAGCAUUUGAUGACUACUGGUGGGGGGAUGACAAAGAAGAUUUGGCUUGGGUGAUUGGUUAGUGAUGCCUUCUGCAAAAAACAGGAAUACAGGAAGGGCAGAUACUAUCAAAGUUCAGCCAAAAGGAUGGGAUGAAAAUAAAAAGAUUAAAAAAUAUAUGCACACACACACACACACACACACACACACACACAUAACUUGUAAUUUCAGGAAAGGAAGUCUCAACACCAUUUUGUAUUUGUUUUUGUAUAAUCAGGAUAACAUAGAUGUCCUAGCCUAUUAUAAAAGUAUAUUCAUGUACUGUCAGUCAGUCAAAUGUGACUGAACAUGCUUUGGAAAUUAAAGGAUAGAAAAAAUAUUUGUAUCAUAUAUAUGUAUAGAAUUUUAUAAUUAAAAAUUCUGAUUACAGAGGUGGUCACAUUAUUGAUGAGAUUGCUAAUAAACAGUCUCCUGCCAUACCUAA